GUUUUAUGUACAUUUAAAUAACAUACUAAAUGAAAUUUAUGACAAAUCAUGGGGGAGUAAUAUUUAUUUUGAAAUGGUUCUUUGGGGUAAAAUUAUGCAAAAAAAAUUCACGAACAACAAACCUCAAAAAAUAUCACCCGCCACGUGUCAACCUAAUUACACCACAAAACAAAUGCGAAAUCCCUAAAAACUUCGUAUCACGGGGAAACCUUCUAGAACAAAUUCGGGGCAAAUAAGUCUUCUAAUCGUCUCCCGUACCGCCAAAGUGAUUCAUAAAACAGAAACCUGACUCCUGACAUUUCAUUGCAGUUCUCUUGCUAUAACUGUUCCAGUUCGCCCCUGCUAUCAUCCUCUUCCCCGGAACAUGGCUUCAAUCACUUCUUUCAAUCAAUUUCUCUCCAACCCAGUUCACAAAACCUCGCAAAAACCCCAGCUCAACCCAAAGAUCUCUAAUUGCUCCUUGAAUUUCCCCGAUUCCAGGGCAAAAAUAGCCAUUUCUGUGCAAGAAUCCCCUCAGAGAAGGUUGAAUUUCGUGACCCGGGCGGUACCUGAUGACGACGAAUGGGGCCCAGAGCCUUCGGAGCCCGGGUAUGGAGCUGGAAUUGCGGUGGCGGUGGAGGAGCCACCGAAGGAGGAAGCGACGGCGGAGAUUGACGCGCUAAAGAAGCGUUUGGUGGACGCUUUCUAUGGUACUAACAGGGGAUUGAGUGCGACGAGUGAGACAAGGGCGGAGAUUGUGGAGCUGAUCACUCAGUUGGAGGCCAAAAAUCCAACUCCUGCCCCUACUGAGGCGUUGACUCUGCUCAAUGGCAAAUGGAUUCUUGCGUACACUUCUUUCAUUGGCCUAUUUCCCCUGUUGUCAAGGGGCACUCUACCCCUUUUGAAGGUUGAGGAAAUAUCACAGACCAUAGACUCUGGGAAUUUCUCUGUGGAGAACUCUGUCCUGUUUUCAGGGCCAUUGGCCAGCACUUCCAUUACAACCAGUGCCAAGUUUGAAAUCCGAAGUCCCAAAAGAGUCCAGAUAAAAUUUGAAGAAGGCAUUAUUGGCACUCCUCAGUUGACAGACUCCAUUGAGGUGCCAGAAAAUGUGGAGAUUCUGGGACAAAAGGUUGAUCUUGCCCCUUUCAAAGGCAUACUUACUUCUGUCCAGGACACAGCUUCCUCAGUUGCCAAGUCCAUUUCCAGCCAGCCUCCAUUCAAAUUCUCGUUUUCGAAUAGGAAUGCAGAGUCAUGGCUUCUCACUACAUACCUUGAUCACGAACUUCGGAUUUCAAGGGGUGAUGGUGGUAGUAUUUUUGUUCUCAUCAAGGAAGGCAGCCCCCUUUUGAAUCCUUGAAUAUGGUUCUUUCGUAUAUUUUUAAAAGCACAGCAUUCUGAUUCUUAUAGAUUAAUUACCUAGAUACUGGAUGCUACUUAGCUACUGUAUUGAGAAUAUGUAUAAAGAAAAGUUGCGAAGUACGAGUGCUAAUGUAUGUUUGCUUUCACGAUGCGUACUACUAGUCUAUGCCUCAAACGUUGACAUUUAUGCUGAUAUACAUUAUGAUAAUGCUAUAUCCUCUUGAACUCCUUCUAGGACCUGGCUAAAAAGAGGGUGAGCAGGCAUUUUGUAGGCAAAAUUUUUUCUGUUGAGGCAUUUCAUUCCUCUAAAAUGUGUUUCUUCAUACAGCUUCACAUUUGAGAAUAGGAUAAUCACUUUUUGUUAAGUAGCUGAAGUCUGGCCUUAUCUGUAUCUUUCAGUGCUCACUACCAGAAAUUCUAGAAAAAAAAAAAAAAAUGUUCACUGUGGCCAUUAUUUGAACACUUCGAUGAGGUGAGUUGCCUUGUUCUAAAACAUAAAUUUUAGUGAUCUGGGUGAAAGAAGCUGAUGAGGUCUUUGAAUUAACAAGUUAAUCCUCGAGUGAGUAAAUGUGCUCUGUAAGUACAUUUGUUAUGAUUUUAACAUGAUUUAGAUAACUAAAGGUGAACUGAAACUGCUGCCGGCCGGUUCCUGUUUUUUUUUGUCAACAUUUAUACAAAGCAGUCCUCUUUUGCUUUUGCAAAUAAGGCAUCUUAUGGCUGUAUACUGAUCCUGAGAAGGCUCAGGGAACAGGAGAAGGCUAGCUACAAAUAAUAGUGCUUCCUUCUGUGUAUAUUUUGUUUACAAGAUAAGAAUAAGGUGGUACAUACUUGGUGGAACACCUCAAGUAUAACACCAUGAUAUUCUUCAGAAUUCAUGGACACAUAAAAAUUCAAGAGGCGUCGCAGAUCCCUUGGCUCAUAAAUCCUGUUUGCAGUUAUCAUCUGCUGCAUGGAUUCUCUGAAGUCCUCUCUGGGAUCAUAAGAGGACUUCUCCAUUGCCAGCAUUACUACGAACUUUGAUGAUGAUGAUGAUGAUCCAUGAUCACGCUGAUCACGGUAAUUCCCUCCUUCUUCUCUUGAUCGUCGCCACCUGUCUUGUUUAUUUCUCGCUUCCUGAUGUUGCUGCUGUUUCCGCUCUUUGAUCAUCUGGUCUAGCUUCUCUUGAACCAUGGCAUGUGCUAUGCUAGAUAUUGUGGGAUACCUGAUGCAUCAUCAGAUACUAACUUAUGUUUCCAUCUUAAAGUGGUUCAAAAGAAGAGUUCAUCAUGGACAAAGUUAUGUUGAAGCAGCAAUACCUUUCAGAAGAAUUUACUGAGAUUUCGGAUUCUUCUUCGGACGACGAAACACUCAGCCUAGAGCUGCACCACAAAGCCUUAGAACAGCAGCUUCUUCUGCUUCUUCCGAGUCCACCACGCUUUUGCUGCUUCUUGGUUUCUUCUUUGGAGCUUUGCAUCUUUAAGCUUCAGUAAUGCAAAGUCUUGAAGAAGAAGAAUAAUACCAUAGGAAAUCAUCUAGGCAAAAAUAAACCAAGUGGGACGCACUAAUUGUGAUUAUGUCGAGAUGUGAAUGAACAAAAAGUAAGCAGGCUGGCCUAGUGUGAUGGGGAGAAGGGUAAUUAAACAAGUCAUGAGCUUAAAAUCAUAAUAUUAAUUUAAAAGUAUGGUUAAUUAAAUUGGUAAGUGUGUUUGUUGGUAAGUAUUAGGUGUCAAAGCAUGGUUACUUGUGGUAGAGGUGGAAAGUACCUAUUCAAUUUGAAGUAAUUUAAUGAUCAGAAAAGAUGGGAAAAGGGGGACAUGGGGAUACAAUGAUUGGUUGAGAUAUGUCCUGAACUUGUUGAUUUUGGAAGAGUCAGUCAGUUUGCAAUGCUAGCUAGUAGUCCUAUGCUUAGUUAGAGGUAGACAUUAGUGAAGUAAACCACUGGGAUUCAUCAUUAACAACAUGAUGAAAAGCAUCCCCAAGUCACAGACACAUAAGAUUAAAUAUGUGUUACUUCUUGCUACAUUUAGAGUGUUUCUAUUAGAGUUUUUUUUUUUUUAUAAAUAAAAUUAUUAUGAUUCAGAUUAGGAUGUAGAUUUAUAUAUGAAGCGGCGUUUAUUAUGAGAUGAUGGG
Oldenlandia corymbosa var. corymbosa is the source of this 3447-nucleotide messenger RNA. The record is from the annotation of a GenBank genome assembly. NCBI's taxonomy places the organism in Eukaryota, Viridiplantae, Streptophyta, Magnoliopsida, Gentianales, Rubiaceae.